This is a messenger RNA of Camelina sativa (false flax), 2748 nucleotides long. The record is from RefSeq and is a predicted model, not a curated record. Lineage: Eukaryota; Viridiplantae; Streptophyta; Magnoliopsida; Brassicales; Brassicaceae.
AUGGGGGAAGAUGAUAAGAAAACUGUUGCGACCAGUGGGUCUGUAGAGAAAGCGGUAGCCGUAACCCCUUACUCUGUGUUCGCGUCCGACAACCUAGGGGCGUUGAUCACAUCGGUGCAGCUGAAAGGAGAUAACUACAAUGAGUGGGCUACGGAGAUGUUGAACGCACUUCAAGCCAAGAGGAAGACUGGAUUCAUUGACGGGUCUUUGCCGAAACCACCGGAGGGUCAUGCUGAUUUGGAAUCUUGGCUUAGUGUGAACUCCAUGAUCGUUGGGUGGCUGCGAACAUCGAUUGAGCCACGUGUUAGAUCAACGGUGACGUUUAUCACCGAUGCUCACAAGUUGUGGGACAAUUUGCGAGAACGUUUCUCAGUUGGGAAUAAAGUACGUGUGCAUCAACUAAUGGCUAAGUUAGCUUCAUGUAGACAAGAAGGGCAAGCGGUGAUUGAUUACUAUGGACGGCUUGCCAAGAUGUGGGAGGAGCUGCAAACGUAUAGGCCACCACCGGCUUGUACGUGUUCUGCGGGAGCAGCAUAUGAGAAGGAGAGAGAAGAUGAAAGAGUUCAUCAGCUCGUGAUGGGUCUCGACGAGUCGAGAUUCGGACAUGUGGUGACUGCAAUUAUUGAGGCUGAUGCGUUGCCUGAUCUCAGGAAAGUGUACAACAAAGUGAUUCGAGAAGAAGAUAGGCUGAAUUCAGCAAAGGUACGUGAACAACAACAUGAAGCUGUUGGAUUUCUAGCUCGUCGUGAACAAGGGAGUGGUGAUGCAAAUACAGCUCGACGUGAUUCUCGUGAAGAAAGUAAUUUUGGGGGUCAAAGUUUCGGUGGAAACAGAGGACGUGAUCGACUCUAUUCCAACUGUGGGAGAGCUGGUCAUGAGAAGAACUCAUGUUGGCAGAUUGUAGGAUAUCCAGAGUGGUUCUCCGAGAGGAAUGGUAGAGGAGGACGUGGUUCAAACCGAGGCGGUGGUCGUGGUGGUUUUUCUGGUGGAAGAGGAAGAGGACAAGUUAAUAUUGCCUAUGCAACAAGUGUCAAUCCGAAUGUUGCGGGUUCUACUAAUCUCACUCCAGAACAAAUGUUACGUGCGCUUUCUCAGAUGUUGAAAGAAAAAUCAAGUGGAGGUGGUGACAAAUUGAUUGGUAAGAUAUGUGGAGAUGUGAUUCUUGAUAGAGGAGCUUCUCAUCACAUGACGGGAGAUUUGUCUGUUCUUUCAAAUCUCAAAGAUACAUCACCUUAUACGAUUGGUUUUGCAGAUGGAAGUACAACAUCAUCACGACAAACUGGCGUGUUCCUCUCGGUAUCAAAACUCUUGAAGGAUUCUAAUUGUUUUGCGUUUUUCACCGACGCGGUGUGUGUUUUACAGGACCGGUUUUCGAGGACGUUGAUUGGAGCCGGGAAAGAACGUGAUGGAGUUUAUUAUUUUGCGGAUGACAAAACUGCUCGAGUAAACAAGACAGUUCGGAAGGUUGAUGAACAGUUGUGGCAUCAGCGGUUAGGUCAUCCCUCGUUUUCAGUAUUAGCUACUAUGCCUUUGUUUUCUGGUGUUUCUGUUUCUGCUAGUCCAAAAAAACAAUUUGGUAAGGCGGUUAAAAUGGUUCGAAGUGAUAAUGGAACAGAAUUCUUGUGUUUGUCAUCUUUCUUCCGAGAAAAGGGUAUUGUACAUCAAACCACUUGUGUGGGAACACCGCAACAAAAUGGUAGAGUGGAAAGAAAGCAUCGUCAUCUCUUAAAUGUUGCAAGAUCGUUGUUAUUUCAAGCAAAUAUGCCUACCAAAUUUUGGGGAGAAGCGGUAUUGACUGCAGCUCAUGUUAUUAAUUUAACACCAACAAAGUUUCUACGUCAUAAGUGUCCUCAUGAGGUGUUGUUUGGACAACAACCUUCGUAUGAUGAGCUGAGAGUGUUCGGUUCUUUGUGUUAUGCUCACAAACAGAUACGAGACAAAGACAAGUUUGUCUCACGAAGUAGAAAAUGUGUUUUCGUUGGUUACCCGUACGGUAAGAAAGGCUGGAACUUAUACGAUUUGGACACAAAUGAGUUCUUUGUGUCUCGUCAUGUGAUAUUCAAGGAAACUGAAUUUCCUUUCUCUUCUCAGUUGGAAUCCGAACCCUCUAGCUGUGUUGUAGACAAUUGUGAUUUUGAUUGGCUUCUUGACGUAUCGGGAAAUAUUGAAAACAAGGGGAGUGUCGUGGGUUCUACGAGUGAGACGGACUCCCCAGACAAAGUUGUCGAAACAGAGGUUCGUGAAGUUAGUCCUGCUGAUCUUGAUGUUGCAAUUCUAGAAGUUGGACCCAUUGUGUCGCCUAGAACUUCUCCUGCUAGUGUUGUGAAUGAUGAUCCUAGUACCGUCAAAGCUGAAUUAGGACAGGGUAAGCGUACGAAGAUACCGUCUGUUCGAUUGCAAGAUUACAUGUUGUAUAAUACUGUGGCAAGCACUCCAUCUAAUCACGUUCUUCCCGAUCACUCCAUCUGCGAUUCUCUCGUCACGGUCCAAGGUACUUCACUAUACCCACUCACCGAUUUUAUCACUGAUGCACGUUUUUCGACCCGCCACAAAGCUUUUCUUGCAGCGGUUAGUGCAUCAGUGGAGCCACGAAGUUACAAAGAGGAUAUUCAAGACAAACAGUGGACGAAUGCUAUGGGUAAAGAAGUUGGUGCUCUUGAGGAAACUAACAUGUUUAGUUAUGUCGAUUUACCUCCGGGAAAAGUGGCUCUUGACACAAUGUGGGUUUAUAAUCAAGUUUCACUCUGA